CACAAUACAUAAUUUUAUUAGAUUUUUCUAAUAUAGUUAGAUAUCGCGUUUGAAACGGAAUAGCAGAUGUGACGGAAUACAUUUUAUUGGCAAAACCAUACAAUUCCAGAUAGAGGAAACCGCUUUAUGAGAAUUAUCUUCAAGAAAUAAAUUAUUCCUUUCAACUUGCUGCCGAAAUGAGAUCUUUUUAAAAAAUUUCGGCCUUAGAUAUGCAAUUUUUAUGAUUGCGGUUUCUAAUAUUUGCGGGAGCAUAAUUAUCUUAAUUUAAAAUUUGUGCUAUUUUGGGAAUUGAGAUUGCAUUGCCGAAUAAAUCACCGAUUUGGGUUUUGGUACACAAUUUUGAUUUCCAAUAAAUUGUUUUUAAAACAAUAUUUAAAAUGUAUUGAAAUUUUUUGAGUUUUCCAAUUUCUCAACUGAGAUUUUUCUCCGAAUUUUGUAAAAUUGAUUGAAUAUCUUAAAAUCUAAACUCAAACUAAGAUGUUAACUCCGAAAUUGGAAAAAUUUUGAGAAAUUAAAAAUGACUGCUGGAUCAGGAUAUAAAAAUGAUGGAUAUGAUGGCGAUAUGCCAGUUAAGCCAAAGAAAAGUUUAGCAGAAACGGCAUCACUUCGUGAAAAAGUUUUAUUGAGCCCUAAAGAAAAAUGGCGGAUCUUAAAGAAUAUAUCAAUUAUUUCAUUUGCUUUUAUGGUACAAUUUACAGCAUUUCAGGGUAUAGCAAAUUUACAAUCAUCAAUUAAUGCUACCGAUGGAUUAGGAACUGUUUCUUUGAGUGCUGUUUAUGCUGCACUUGUAGUUUCAUGUAUAUUUUUACCAACAUUAAUUAUUCGGCGGUUGACUGUAAAAUGGACAUUAGUAUGCAGUAUGUUAUGUUAUUUACCCUAUAUUGGAUUACAGCUAUUCCCAAAGUUUUACACAUUGGUACCAGCUGGUAUUCUUGUAGGUUUAGGCGCUGCUCCUAUGUGGGCAUCAAAAGCUACAUAUUUGACUCAAGUUGGUCAAGUUUAUGCCAAAAUUACAGAUCAGCCAAUUGAUGCAAUUAUUGUUAGAUUCUUUGGCUUCUUCUUCUUGGCAUGGCAAACCGCAGAACUCUGGGGAAAUUUGAUAUCAAGUUUAGUAUUAUCAACUGGAGCACAUGGUGGAUCGUCUGGUAAUGAUUCUCAAAGUGAUGAAGAUCUUGAAAGUUGUGGAGCUAAUUUCUGUGCAGUACAAUCUCAUGGUAAUAUAGAAAGACCACCAGAAGAUGAAAUUUUCGAAAUUACAAUAAUUUAUUUGGCGUGUAUUGUUGCUGCUGUCGCAACAAUUGCCUUUUUAUUGGAUCCUCUAUCAAGAUAUGGUGAAAAACGUAAAGGAUCACAAUCAGCUCAAGAACUUUCUGGUAUUGAAUUAUUAUCAGCGACAUUCCAUCAAAUGAAAAAAGCAAAUCAACAACUUUUAAUACCAAUUACUGUAUUUAUUGGUAUGGAACAAGCUUUUAUUGGUGCUGACUUUACACAAGCAUUUGUAUCAUGUGCUUUAGGAGUUCAUCAAAUUGGUUAUGUUAUGAUUUGUUUUGGUGUUGUUAAUGCAAUCUGUUCAAUAUUAUUUGGUUCAAUUAUGAAAUAUAUUGGUAGAAUACCAAUUAUUACAUUAGGAGCAAUUGUUCAUUUUACAAUUAUUACUGUAAUGUUAUUCUGGCGACCACAUCCAAGUCAACCAUUAAUAUUCUUUGCUAUGUCAGGAUUAUGGGGUGUUGGUGAUGCUGUAUGGCAAACACAAAUCAAUGGUUUAUAUGGUCUUCUAUUUAGAAGAAAUAAAGAAGCAGCAUUCUCAAAUUAUAGAUUAUGGGAGUCAAUUGGUUUUGUUGUUGCAUAUGCAUAUGCAACAACAUUAUGUGCUAAUAUGAAAUUAUAUAUUUUAUUAGCUGUGAUUACCUUAGGUGUAUUAGGCUAUGUUAUUGUUGAAAUUAGAUAUAGAAGAAAGCAAAAGAGAAUUAAGAAACAAGAAGAAGAGGCAGCAAAGAAACCUAUCGAUGAUAUUGAUCCUAAAACAACAAUACCUGCACCAUUACCAAUUGAUGCAGUCGAAGAAACUGAUGAUGAAAUGGAUGAUUUAGAAGAAGAUAUUGUUGUUACACAUUUUUAGGAUACAUAAAACAAAGAUGAAAAUCAUAUUAUACAUAUGUAUAUAUAUAUAGAAUAUAUACAUACAUAUACAU
Molecule: messenger RNA, 2192 nt
Organism: Condylostylus longicornis
Lineage: Eukaryota; Metazoa; Arthropoda; Insecta; Diptera; Dolichopodidae
Product: UNC93-like protein
Exons: 10
Coding region: 518-2119 (533 amino acids)
Biological process (GO): regulation of muscle contraction; regulation of potassium ion transport
Cellular component (GO): striated muscle dense body; plasma membrane
Molecular function (GO): potassium channel regulator activity
Source: RefSeq, a predicted model, not a curated record